Pseudophryne corroboree (corroboree frog) is the source of this 5958-nucleotide messenger RNA. RefSeq names its product gastrula zinc finger protein XlCGF57.1-like. The record is from RefSeq and is a predicted model, not a curated record. Gene Ontology annotation, cellular component: nucleus. Lineage: Eukaryota; Metazoa; Chordata; Amphibia; Anura; Myobatrachidae. Gene Ontology annotation, biological process: regulation of gene expression. The transcript has 3 exons. Bases 406 to 2073 code for a protein of 555 amino acids.
CCCAGUAACAGAGAUACCCCAGAGAGAUGUCCCCGUCCUCUGUAUUCCCAGGAUUGUACAGAGGAGAAUCACAGGAUCUCACAGGAGGAUCAGGUAGAACGUCUGUCUGAUAUUACAACAGAAGAUAUAAAGGGAGAAGAUGAGACAUAUGUGACUGAUAUAAAGGCAGAAGAUAUAGAGGGAGAAGAAGAGACGUAUGUGACUGAUAUAAAGGCAGAAGAUAUAGAGGGAGAAGAAGAGACGCAUGUGACUGAUAUAAAGGCAGAAGAUAUAGAGGGAGAAGAAGAGACUUAUGUGACUGAUAUAAAGGCAGAAGAUAUAGAGGGAGAAGAAGAGACGUAUGUGACUGAUAUAAAGGCAGAAGAUACAGAGGGAGAAGAAGAGGAGACGUAUGUGACUGAUAUAAUGGCAGAAGAUAUAGAGGGAGAAGAAGAGGAGACGUAUGUGAGGGGUGAUCAGCAGUGUAAGGAGGAGGAGAUCCCUACAGAUAUCAGCACAGCAGAUGGACACACAAGCAGGAAUAUCUCAGAAGGACAUCUAAUGUUAUCCCCGGAUUGUGACAUAAAAGAUAAUGACAGUAGACAGGAUUCUCCAGGAGCUAACCCCAUUACCCCAAUUAUACAUCCAGCUUUGUCAGCUGAUCCCUCUGAUCCUGGGAAAUGUUCUCCUGAUCACUCUGAUAUUGGUGCAUCUGUUACAGCUCUGAGAGUAGAUACAGUGUUUCCCUGUUCUAUAGAUGCCAAAUGUUUUACACAGAACACAGAGCUUAUUACCCAUCAGCCAGCUAAGGCAAGGGAGAGGCCAUUUCCAUGUUCUGAGUGUGGGAAAUGUUUUACAUACAAAUCAGCUCUUGUUACACAUCAGAGAAGUCACACAGGUGAGAAACAAUUUCCAUGUUCUGAGUGUGGGAAAUGUUUUGCACAGAAAUCAGAUCUUGUUAGUCAUAACAGAAGUCACACAGGUGAGAGGCCAUUUCCAUGUUCUGAGUGUGGAAUUUUUUUUGCACAAAAAUCACAUCUUGUUAAACAUCGGAGAAGUCACACAGGUGGAAAGCCAUUUUCUUCCUCUGAGUGUGGGAAAGGUUUUGCACAAAAAUCAGAUCUUAUUAAUCAUAACAGAAGUCACACAGGUGAGAAUCCAAUUACUUGCUCUGAGUGUGGGAAAUGUUUUACAUGGAAAUCACAACUUGUUAUACAUCAGAGAAGUCACACAGGUGAGAAGCCAUUUCCAUGUUCUGAGUGUGGGAAAUAUUUUGCACACAAAUCAGAUAUUGUUAAACAUCAGAGAAGUCACACAGGUGCAAAGCCAUUUUCUUGCUCUGAGUGUGGAAAAUGUUUUACACAGAAAUCACAUCUUGUUAGACAUCAGCAAAGUCACACAGGUGAGAAUCCAUUUCCAUGCUGUGAGUGUGGGAAAUGUUUUCAACACAAAUCAGCUCUUGUUAUACAUCACAGAAGUCACACAGGUGAGAAGCCAUUUCCAUGUUCUGAGUGUGGGAAAUGUUUUGCACACAAAUCAAAUCUUGUUAUACAUCAGAGAAGUCACACAGGUGCAAAGCCAUUUUCUUGCUCUGAGUGUGGAAAAUGUUUUACACAGAAAUCACAUCUUGUUACACAUCAGCAAAGUCACACAGGUGAGAGUCCAUUUCCAUGCUGUGAGUGUGGGAAAUGUUUUCAACACAAAUCAGCUCUUGUUAUACAUCACAGAAGUCACACAGGUGAGAAGCCAUUUCCAUGUUCUGAGUGUGGAAAAUGUUUUGUACGCAAAUCAAAUCUUGUUAAACAUCAGAGAAGUCACACAGGUGAGAAGCCAUUUUCUUGCUCUGAGUGUGGGAAAUGUUUUACACAGAAAUCACAUCUUGUUAGACAUCAGCAAAGUCACACAGGUGAGAAUCCAUUUCCAUGCUGUGAGUGUGGGAAAUGUUUUGCACACAAAUCAUCUCUUGUUAGACAUCAGCAAAGUCACACAGGUGAGAAGCCAUUUCCAUGUUCUGAGUGUGGGAAAUGUUUUGCACAAAAAUCAGAUCUUGUUAAACAUCAGAGUAGUCACACAGGUGAGAAGCCUCUUUCUUGAUCUGAGUGUGGGAAAUGUUUUACACGGAAAUCACAACUUGUUAUACAUCAGAGAAGUCACACAGGUGAGAAUCCAUUUCCAUGCCCUGAAUGUGGGAAAUGUUUUGCACACAAAUCAGAUCUUAUUAGUCAUAACAGAAGUUACACGGGUGAGAAUCCAAUUACUUGCUCUGAGUGUGGGAAAUGUUUUAAAUGGAAAUCACAACUUGUUAUACAUCAGAGAAGUCACACAGGUGAGAAGCCAUUUUAAUCCUCUGGAGUAUACUUAUUGCCAUGCGUUGUUCUUCAAGGUUCUUAUCCUAUCUCCUAUGCUUUUUGCAAUAAUACAUGCUACCGCAGGGUGAAAUAAUCAGAUGUCAUGCCCUCAUCUACCACUGCUAUGCAGAUCUGUCUUUUGCUCCGGGUACUGAGAACCCAGUACCAAUCCUAAAUGUCUAGCUGAGCUCCAGGUGUGGUGGGUGAUGCCAGUUGGCUGUGACUCAGUCCUGGUGAAACAGGUCCUUAUGAUAGAAGCUCACCAACAAAGGGCAGGGCUACAGCUCAACUUUGUGAACCAACCAGGCUUGCGCUUGGGGGUUCAGAGUUACAAAAUGCUGAUAAUGGGAGUCAUUCCGAGUUCGUUCGUUGACGAUUUUCGCUAUGCUGCAAUUAGUUGCAAAUUGCGCAUGUGAAAGGCACGCAGGGCGCAUGCGCUUAGUUAUUUAACACAAAACUUAGCAGUUUUGCUGUGGCUUCUGCGGCGCUUUUCAGUCGCACUGGUGUUCGGUAAAUGAUUGACAGGAAAGGGGAGUUUCUGGGUGGUAAGUCUGCGUUUUACAGGCGUUUGCAAAAAAAACGCAGGCGUUUCAGGGAAAACGCGGGCCGAACGCAGGGCGUGUUUGUGACGUCAAACCAGGAACUAAACAGACUGAGCUGAUCGCAAUUCGUGAGUAGGUCCGCAGCUACUCAGAAACUGCAAAGAAUUAUUUAGUAGCAAUUCUGCUAAUCUUAUGUUCGCAAUUCUGCUAAGCUAAGAUGGUAUCCGGACUCCAGGUCGACAACACAAAGGUCGACACACCUUAGGUCGACAUGGACAAAAGGUCGACAUGAGUUUUUCACGAUUUUUUUCUUUUUUUGAACCUUUUCAUACUUAACGAUCCACGUGGACUACGAUUGGAACGGUAAAGUGUGCCGAGCGAAGCGAAGGCACCAUGCCCGAAGCAUGGCGAGCGAAGCGAGCCAUGCGAGGGGACGCGGUGCACUAAUUGGGGUUCCCGGUCACUCUACGAAGAAAACAACACCAAAAAAACAUAAAAAACUCAUGUCGACCUUGUUCCUGUCGACUUUUCUCCAUGUCGACCUCAGGUGUGUCGACCAAUUGGCGUCGACCUAAAGUGUGUCGACCUUUGUGCUGUCGACCCUCAGUCCCAGACCCGCUAAGAUACACUCCCAGAGGGCGGCGGCCUAGCGUGUGCAAUGCUGCUAAAAGCAGCUAGCGAGUGAACAACUCGGAAUGAGGGCCCAUGUGCGGAAUCUUGAUGUCCUGGAUGGUGGAGUGACACUUAGACAUCAGGUAUCAGCUACAAUCAGAUCCUCAUCUGAGGAACAUAGCCAAACUCCAGCACUUAUUUCCCUCAGAAGAUCUACCUACAGUCAUACAUGCACUUGUAUUAUCACACUUUGGGGGUCAUUCCGACCUGAUCGUUCACUGCAGUUUGUCGCAGCGAUCGGGUCGGAACUGCACCGGCGCAUGCCAGUCAUCGUUGCCUAGUGAUCGCCUCUUAGACAGAGGGAGGGGGUUGGUCGCGUUCUGGCCAAUGCAGGCGUGGCUGGACCGUUGGGGGGGCGGGCCAUGGCGGCAGUGAAGAACAACUCCCGGCCAGCCGCAGGAGCUGAACUGGUUGGGAGUUACUCCAGAAGUACAAAAGCAUUGCCGCUGUACGAUGCUUUUGUAUUUGUGCGGGAUGGGGGGGCGGCACUGACCUGCAGGGCGGACUAGCCCUGAGCGGGGCGUUUCCCCCGCAUGUCAGGGAAGAUGAUCGUAGUUGUGCUAAAUUUAGCCCAGCUCUGAUCAACUUGGAAUGACCCUAUAGACUACCGCUUGUACAGAGUGUAACAGCCAGGCUGUCACCUAACCAGCCCGUUCCUGCCACAUAACACCCAUUCUCUACUCCCUCCACCGGCUGCCUGUAAGAUGGUGACUCGGGGGGCUAAUUCAGGUUGGAUCGCAGUGUGUGAUAGAACUAGAAUUAUUCAGAAAAAGUUGCAGGUGUAUCCACUGCGCCCAUCCUGUGCAUGCUCCCAUAUUUUCUGUGGAGGGGCCACAGAAAAUGUGAUUGCCUGUCAGGCAGAGGCGGUCACGAGUGUGGGUGGGCAAUGCUCCAUUUCCAGGGAGGAGGCAGUGUAGCGCGAAUGGAGCGCAGAGGCGGACAAAUGGGCAUGAUCACGGUGGCUGUGACAUCACGUGCAGCUGCCAUGAUCGAGAAGAAUGCGGCGGGCCUCCUGCGGGUGCAGCUAAGCUGCAGCAUCAGGAGGCUUCACUAACUUCUACGAUGAAGCAGUAAUUGUGAGGCAAUCGCAUUUUCUGCUUCAAGGGGGAGGCGGCGCUCAGCAUGCUGGGUGGCCUUGCGCUGCGAUGGGCGCCCCCCAGCACGCUAGGAAAAGGAUUGCUAAUUCUGCUAAUUAGCAGCAUCUGCAAUCCUUACUGAAUUAGACCCUCUAUUAAAUAAUCUCACAGACUCUCCCAGCCUUGCAUGACCAUGGUACCAGAAGCAGCUUCUCCUUCCUUACUUCCCGGGUUUCUUCCAUCUGUUGAUGAAGGACUGUUAGCAGUACCAUAAAUUCCCAAGCAGUGCUUAGAUGUCAGGGGAGACAGGGUGGGUGGCAGUAGUGCAGUAGCGGGGGCUGCUGGAGGCAGUGUCUAAGUGGGUAAUAUUGUCCCCAAGCAGCGCUGUGGAGGGAGACAGGGCAGGGGGUAGUAGUGGUAGCUACCAGGGGCUGCUGGAGGCAGUAAAGAGGUGUAUGUGUUCCGCACAGAAUCAGUUGAUAAUUAGACUUAAAGAUGAUUAUGCUUCCUUAUUUCUAAUUAAUCCCUUGUAUGUGUUACUGUUAUUUGCUGUGUCUGCCUUUAUGUGUGUUCUGUGUAAUAAUCCUGAAAGUAGUGCUGCUACCGAUCUCAUAUCAUUUGUUGUAACUUGGAAAAGAUGAGAUAUGAGGUGCACCCUGGAAGCUUAUAGGGGGUUAAUCAGAGAUGAAUGCAGAUGUGACAUCACACAGCCCCCCAGAAAAUGGUCCCGGCCCCCCUGCGUUCACACCUCAGGGAUGCGGCCACAAUGAGUGUGUCUGCGUGGCCGCUGUGCUUGUGCAUUUUGCCACCACCGGGUAAACUGCUGCGGGACGCUAUUGCGGAUGGGUCUGAAUGACCCCCACAGGCUGUUGUGCAGAGUAAAGUAUUUUUUAAGUUUAUUUCAUAUCUUUAAUACACAGAUUUAUGUCUAUAUUUUAAAGUCAUUUAAAAUCAAAAGAUUUCCGGUGCAAUUUUGGCUAUGUCCGAUGUUGACAGCGCAUUUGAAUAGUUGGAUGAUUUUACGGGGUGAAGGGGGUCUCUGUGUAAUUAAAUAGUUUUAUCAUUUGUUGGUUUUAAAUAAUUUAUGUCUAUUCAAAUGUUCUGGGGUUUUUUUUUACUUGUAGGGGAAUUAGGGUUGUUAUAUUUAAAAAAAAAAAAACUUACCUGACCCUCGCCGGGAAAUGUCCAUGUAUGAAGGUAUGGGAGAUACCUGCUGCAGUCCCUUCUACUUACAUUUGGGGGGUCCGUAUUUUGGGGGGAAUUAGCAGCAAAUAGUAAAUGAUACAUUGGCUCCAUAACGUCUCGCUGACCCUCUGAUUUUUACAAAAAUAUGUUACACAA